Messenger RNA from Mytilinidion resinicola, 705 nucleotides. RefSeq lists its product as uncharacterized. The coding region runs from base 1 to 705 and encodes 234 amino acids. The transcript has a single exon. The record is from RefSeq and is a predicted model, not a curated record. Lineage: Eukaryota; Fungi; Ascomycota; Dothideomycetes; Mytilinidiales; Mytilinidiaceae.
AUGGCGACAUGGAUCCUGCAGCGCGUUUCGCUAUUCGCCGUCUUGACUUUUAUCCUCCAUGCCCCCAUAGUGCUGUCAUCUUCUGCGGUCUCCACUCCACCUACCACAGAUAAGAUGCCGCCAAUCAUCCUGCUCAAAACAACCACAACCAGUACGGUUCCUCUUCGCAACGCCCUCGCUCUACUGGGUUACGAACAACUCGCCAUUUCAACCAUCACUCGGAACUCGACACGGCAGCAGACCUACGAUACGGAGGGCGAGAAGCUGUUUGUGGAGCUCCACUGGGCCAUCGACGACGAUUUCGCGACUCUCGCGUCUUUGUACCCGUCCGCGAGGUUCAUCCUUCCAGUUCCGGAACAUCCAGCAGAGUCUAGCCGGGCGAGGAAAUGGGCUCGUAGAGCGACAGGAGCCAGUGUUUCGAAUCUUGUGGAGAAGCUGGAGGCUUAUCAGUACGCCGCUUCAGUACGCAACUACUUCCACGAUUGCAACGAGGAGACGAGGUUGCUUGAGGUGAAGAAUGGGUGGCUUGGGGAUCGCAGCGGAGAUUGUUGGGUACAGUUGUGCGAAUUCUUGGGGAUGGGUUAUAGCGUUGUGGAGCGCAUGAAGCUGCGAAAAUUCCCUGAUACUGCGAGUGCUGGAGGUUCGGAUUGGAAGGUUGUUUUCCAGGGGCUACACUGGAGAGGAUGGGACUUGAGAAGUCGGUGA